Molecule: messenger RNA, 1047 nt
Organism: Colletotrichum paranaense
Lineage: Eukaryota; Fungi; Ascomycota; Sordariomycetes; Glomerellales; Glomerellaceae
Exons: 2
Coding region: 1-1047 (348 amino acids)
Molecular function (GO): glycosyltransferase activity
Source: RefSeq, a predicted model, not a curated record
AUGAACCAAGGGACGACCGCCCCAAAUACAUAUACUGCAGACGAUGCCCGAACAUACUAUUGCCAGGGAUCUCACAAGCACGUUCACCGCAAGAAAACGGCCGUUAAAAUGUCACAAGCCAAACGGACAGUACAAUCAGAUAAAGUUUGGGCUAGUCUCAUCACAAAUAUGAGUUACCUCCCCGGACUUCUGACCUUACAUCAUUCCCUCCUGGUCUCGGAUACAAAUUACCCCUUCAUCGCUCUUCACACAGACUGCUUUCCCGAGGAGGGCCGCGCCGCCAUUGCUGCCAGAGGGAUCCCCCUCCAACGGGUUCCACGGCUAAGCCCCUCGAACACAAGAGACUACUCAAGCGAGCCACGUUUUGAAGACACAUGGAUCAAACUGACCGUCUUCUCUCUCACCGCGUACAGCCGAGUCGUCCUCCUAGACUGCGACAUGCUAGUGCGCAAGAACAUGGACGAGUUGAUGCUGCUGCCACUGAAUCCCGCCGGCACCACCAUCACUACCGGCACAAAGGUCUUCGCUGCCGGUCACGCGUGCAUCUGCAACCCUCUCAAGAAGCCUCACUACCCGGCCAGCUGGGUCCCGGCCAAUUGUCCGUUUACGUCUCACCACGCCGACCCUGAUGCAGCCCAGACCAACGGCAAGGAUCUUACUCAGCAGCCACUUGGGCUUCUAAACAGCGGUCUUCUCGUCGUGAUCCCCUCCAAAGGUCAGUACGAGGCGAUAGUAGACUGUGUCAAGACCGCACCUGCAGAGUGGGUAUUCCCUGACCAGGACCUCCUCGCCAAUCUGUUUCGUGGACGAUGGGUGGGGUUGCCCUACGUUUACAACGCACUGAAGACGCUGAGAUGGAACGGCGUGCACGAUGCUAUUUGGAGGGACGAGGAGGUCAAGAACAUUCACUACAUCCUUAGCCCUAAACCUUGGGCUGAUCGUGAAUGUGAUACAUCGGAUCACGACGAGUCCCAUCAGUGGUGGUGGGCGGCGGAUAGGAAGCGCAGGGCACGGGAGGAAGCCGAUGGGAUUUCUGAUGGGUAUUGA